UGCUGCAGAAGCCAUUUUGAGAUGUCCCUGUUGAGAAAGCCCAUGAAGAUGCUGAAAUCAACGAACAUGGUUACAUUUCUGUCUGUUUCACCCUCCGUCUCCUCUAUCUCACCAUGGCAGCUGUCAACCGACGGGACAUUAGCAAAGCGGGGUAUCAAGCUGCGCUCACAGAGUUAAAACGUCAUUGAUAUGAAAGAGGAGAGUGUCUGUUUACUGUCUCUGUCGAGACAUGUAACACCGUGAGUUUUUUCCAGUCUGAAAUCUUCCAGCAUCUCUCACAAACCAACGUCUCCUCGAGUGGCCGAGUGAACUCACUCUGGUACCGGAGAGACGGGAGGCAGAUCCGUUUUCCAAUGGCUUCUGUGAGCCUUGUUUCCAGUCCCCCAGCCCCUGUUCUUGACAAAAACAUGACAGACUCUGAGCUUGCAGGGGAUGAAAGAGAGGAUGGUGAACUGGAAGAUGGAGAAAUAGAUGAUGAAGGGAUCGGGAUUGAAGAGGAAAACAAGGAAAACCCAGAGGUGAAUGAAGAAAAAGAAAAAGAGAAGGAGAAGGAGAAGGAGAAGGAAAGGGAAAAAGACAAAGUGAAAGAGAGAGAAGAAAAGCCCCAUAGGCACUCCAGGAAAAGAUACAAAAAGACGAAGGAGAAGAGGAGGUCUAAAAGGAGGAGACGUGACAGGCAGAAGCAUCACUCCCCCUCCAGCAGCUCCAGCUCCGACAGUUACGACUCCGACUACGACCGACCUGAAAGACCUAAGAACAGGAGGGGUCAGGGCUCUGAUGGCCCGUCUUCCCAGCAUUCAAAGGGAGGCCAUGGCAACUCUCAGAAGUCCCCGAUGCACAAGAGCAAUGAUUUCGACAAAUACAGUGAUUACAGCGACGACAAGUAUGACUACGAUGAAGAGGAAGAUGAUUACGAUGAGGACAUGGACUACCAGCAGUCGAAAGAUUCAACCUCAAGUCAGGGAAAGGGACGCCACUCUAAAGACCAGAUGAACAGAGGAAGCAUGAGGGGGAUGAAACAACAACAGUUUGGGCCGCGGGGACGGGGCAGAGGAAGUGGACCGGGCAGAGGACGAGGGAUGCUCAACAAGAACAAAAAACUGAAAGGCAAACCAUGGGGAGGACGUGGCCGAGGGCGUGGAGGAGACCAGGGCAUGGACGACAUGGAAGGAAAAAAUACCUCUGGAUUUCAGAAGAAACGGCCAAUAAUGAGCAAGGAGUUUAUUAAUCAGCACACAGUGGAACACAAUGGUCGAUACAUCUGCAAGUAUUUCUUGGAAGGAAGAUGCAUCAAGGGGGAACAGUGCAAGUUUGAGCAUGAGCUCGUUGUGCCAGACAAGAAAAAAGAGCUUUGCAAAUUUUACCUUCAAGGAUACUGCAGCAAAGGAGAUAACUGCAUUUACAUGCACAAUGAAUACCCCUGCAAGUUCUUUCAUACCGGAGCCAAGUGUUAUCAAGGGGACAACUGCAAAUUCUCCCAUGAGCCUUUGACUGACGUGACCCAAGAGCUGCUCGAUAAGAUAAUCAACACAGAGGAAGAGAAUGCACGAGAGGACGAGUUGGAGCUGGAGGAUCUUAGAAAGCAGGGUAUUUCUCCGCUCCCGAAGCCCCCUCCCGGGGUGGGGUUGCUGCCCACUCCUGGUCAGAGCAGUCCCACCGAUGGAUCAGGGAAGAAGAUUCCCUCCCUUUUUGAAAUCAAGGUUCAACCUACUGUCGACCUGGUCCACAAAAUUUCUCUGGGUGGGUCCAGCUAUGAGGACGAUGGCUCAGAGGACAUGCAGACUGGAGGUGUAGCUCCACCAGGCUCCUCAGCUCCUUCUGUUUCCCCUGCUGAAUCUGCUGGUCAACCCACUGGACCACCGAUGCAGCAGAGCCCCCCAGGACAGCACCCAUCCCUUGGAUUUCCAAUGCAGCCACCCCCUGGUCAGCCCCCUCCCUUCCUUGGAAACCGACCUAAUAUGAACCCCCAGAUGCAGAGGCCUCCUUUCCCUCAUGCACCAGAUCUGCAGAUGCUCCAGAGUCUCUUCAGUUUUCCAUCAGUGGGUCAAAAUCCUGUUGAGCUGCUGAGCAGCCUGCUCCACAACCAGGCUGUUGGUCAGCAAGGAGUCGACCCCAGUGUGGCCUUCAUACAAAGCCUCCAGCAGCAGAUGGGUGCAGAGUCACAGUUGCAGUCUUUACCACCUGCAGUACAGAAAGCCAUCAUUUUACACUUGACACAGCAGCAGCAGCAGCAAGAGUCACACUCACAUGGGAGCGAGCCACAGGCUGCCGAGACAGAUGACGGCAAUUCACAUAGAGAUGAAACUACAAAUUGGUACUCAAGUGAUGAGGAGGGGGGCAGUUGUGUCUCCUCCAUUCUUAAAACUCUAAAGAAGCAGAGUGAGAUGCAGCAGUCCAAACUCCUCCAGGCCGCCUCAGUACCUCCCGCUCUGGGUGACCCGCGACUCGUCAAAGAAAGGGCCCCUCCCAGUGACCCGCGGGUGAAGGCCGACCCGAGACAGCGGCUCCUGGACGUGAAAAAGGAAUCGGACGGAGCUUCAGAUCCUCGGAUUUCCAGAGACCCGAGGAAGAGACCGAUAGAGCAGAGUGCCUAUCGCCAGCAGAUCCACCCGGUUCCUCAGAAGGCUCAUGCAGGAGAGGAGGAUGAUGACGGAGAGAGGGAGCUCAGGGACAGAGCCGUCCUCAUCCCGCUGGACGCCAGCCCCAGUGCAGUGCUGCGGGACCCUCGGUGCCAAGUCAAGCAGUUCAGUCACAUUCGAGUGGACAUCCUGCUGCAGCGGCCGGCCUUCGCUCAGACCGUGGUGUGGGCCCCUGAGGACCUCAUUCCUUCUCUGGUCCCUAAACAAGAGCACUCCAUCAACCUGCCUCUGCCGCCACUGAUCGCUGAUGCUCAGAUGAAUCGAACGACCCUGCCCGACCAUCCCUCGGUCUCCAGCCCCCCACCAACAGACCCCAGGCUGGCGGCUGCCCGUUUGAAGGAACGUAUGAGUCGGUUGCCCGCCGGGUCCCUUGAGUCCCGUCCCUCCACCGAGAGACCUGUAGAUCCGCGCCAGCAUAAGUCUCUGGACCCCAGACUCAAGCGGACAGGAAGUCUGGACUCUAAGCUUCUGGGUCAGAAAGAGCCUUCCUCCGGCGGAGGACUUGUGGACCCCAGACUACAGAAGGCCAGCUCCUCGCCGAAUGCCGCCAGACCAAAGCCAGAACCCGAGAGACUACCGCCGUAUGCUCCUCGACUGGCAGCCUCUGGCGGAGGCCUGGAGAGUCCAACUACGAUCCUCGGGGGCAUCAGCCUGUACGAUCCUCGCACCCAAGCUGAUCAGGGUCACAAGGAGCAGACCGAGCCUCCUAAAAAGGCAGGAAUUCUGAAGCAGCCCACCAAGAAGGACAACGCUCCACCGCCGUCUCUCUCGCCAACCCGGCGAAGUGGAUCUUUCGAAGAGAUUACAAGCACAGACGACGCCUCAGAUCCGGUUUGCACGUCCCCCACGCUGCCUCCUGCCUCGCCGGUCAAACCUCCUGCAGUUCACAAUCUCCCCAUCCAGGCUCUGGCCGGGCUGAUCCGACCCCAGUACACCGACCCCCGGCAGGCCAAGCAAGGGCAGCAGGGAUCUGCUGGAGCGCAGGAGGAGGCAGAGGAGAAGAAGGAGGAAAAGGGGGAGAAAGAGGAGGAGGAGGAGGAGGAGGAGGAAGGUAUGGAGGAAGAAUCCAAACAGGAAGAUUCAGAAGACGGAGAGGGGGACGACCGGACACUGAAAGACGUGUUCAAGACUUUUGAUCCCACUGCUUCUCCGUUCUGUCAGUAGACAUCGAUUGUCGAAACACCGCGAAGUUGCAAACUGUGUGUACACUGAUGAGACACGUCUGGCUCGCUUCACUCGGCUUUACACAAAAGUAUUUAUUUCUGUAUAUACUCCUGUAUAGAUUACCACACAACACGCCCCGUCAGUAUGGACAUGAUGCAGUAUACUUCAACACAAGCAGCGUUUGAACGUAGUCGUGACGUGUAUUUUCAGGACUUCUAGCGUUGAUUUUCAUGUAUGUGGAAAACAAUCAGAAAAUAAGAUUUCAAAGUGUAUAAAUGUUAGUUACUGAUCCAUAUGUGCUUUCCUCAGCUGUUGGCUCAUUCAAGGACUUUGUUUCUGUAGGAAAGUUGAUUUAUUUACUCCACAUGCACAGAAACAAUACUAAGUAAUCAAACUACAAAGGUAUGCUAUUUUUUUUUGUUUGGAUGUGUUUACAUAUUUAUUCGGACACAUUUUUAUAUCACAUUUAUACGUUACUGCUCAUCUUUAUAAGGGAUUGUUUUGAACAUUUCAGUUUUUAUUGCGAUUUUCUAUGUGAGUUUGUAAUUUGUGAACAUGUAACAGCACAUAGUCAGAUAAUCAAAACAGAAUCCCUUUAUGUUUAUUUUCUUGUGUGAAAUGUACGUUUGCUGAUAUUGAGAAUCGGCGGUUUAUUAGUUCCUGACUAAAUUGCAUGGAGCAGUCGUCAAUCGUAAUCGUUCUUUACACAGUUUUUCUGCACAAGACAGGAAUUAAUCAGUCACUGAGUCCAUUGUGAUAAGUUUUAACUGAAGUUGUUUAGAAACAAUAUUAGUCACAUCCUUCUAAAAACUUUGACGAGCCUACGAGUUGCAUUUAAUUGUUUUAACGUUGGGCUUUAAACAUGCUGAUAUAUAUUCCAGCGUCACAUGCAGUGUGUUUGUUGUAGUGGUGUACAUCCAUGAACAUGGCAAAGCAGUAUGCAGGAAAGUUUAGCCAGUGGUAGAAUAUUACUGGACAUUUUUAACAUUUUUAAAUUUUACACUUCCUACAUACAUUUUAGAAGUGAGUCUAUGCUCACCCUCGGUGUAACAGAAGCCUUAUUCGUGAAUUUAUAGUAUACCGUUUCUCACUGAAGAGCCAUGCAUAGUUCAAAAAAAGUGAAGUAAAAUCAGAUUUUUAAUUUAGCAUUUAACAAUUGUACAAUAUUACUCUUUAGCAUUAAAAGUUCAAAUUCUGUUGCCAAGUGUUACUGACAUAAGACAUGAAGAGGGGAGGGUAUGGCUUGUGUUAUGCAGACCUUGAUGACACAGAGGUAUAUGUAAAUAUCUUACAAAUGUGACCUUUAUUACUGUUUUUACUGUUGAGUUCUGCUGGAGUUGCUUCUAAAUGAAUGAGUUGUAGAUGUGAGAUGGCUUUCUGUUAAACAGCUCGUCUUCAGUGACAGUUCUGUGUCUGUAAUGUGAGCAACACACGGUCGACCGAAACUAAGCUACUUUUUUAUUGUCAUGGUUCCUGUUGUAAAUGCUUAUUUUUUAUCAUCUGUACAGUUUACUUUUGAGUGGUUUGAUGUAUGAUGCUCUAUUUUUUUUAAUGUCAGUAUGGGUUAGUGUUGUGGUUAUGGUUUUAAUAAUACUGUAUGACAUUUAACAUCCAUCAUUUCAGUGAUUUUAUUAUAGAUAUCUCAAAUAAAUACAAUGAAACUGCA
Molecule: messenger RNA, 5469 nt
Organism: Salarias fasciatus (jewelled blenny)
Lineage: Eukaryota; Metazoa; Chordata; Actinopteri; Blenniiformes; Blenniidae
Gene: zc3h6
Product: zinc finger CCCH-type containing 6
Exons: 12
Coding region: 354-3803 (1149 amino acids)
Biological process (GO): negative regulation of DNA-templated transcription
Cellular component (GO): nucleus
Molecular function (GO): RNA binding; metal ion binding
Source: RefSeq, a predicted model, not a curated record